GUCUCAUCGUCUCGUCAGCGCUUCGACUCUUUUCCUGUGUCUUGAGACCUGCCAUUGACACAUUUCGCCCAACUCACCUUCUUUUGCAUUUUGGAGCAUCAAUACCCUUAUCGUGAUCCCUCCUGGCCCAGCAAAGCUUCAAUGCGAUAAGCGCCAUACUAUGCUCUCCAUGCAGCGAGCUUUUGCCGGCUCAGCUCGUGCACCGCUGCUGCGAUCACAGUUACAGCAAACGACACGAAGGAAGGCCAAUGCCUCGAUCCCUCCAGCAUUAAAGCAGCAGAGACGACCGUUAUCCUCUCGAAACGCACAACCACUUCCACGCGCAGUUCGACGCGCCCUGAACCAGCAUGCCACGCGACAAGGGCAGCUACGAUGGGCCUCGACCACUGAACAAGCCGUUCCACCUGCGGUGAAGCAGCGCGGGCGCCUUGUACGCUGGACGUACAAGGCACUCGCGUCAAUUGGCUUCUUCAUAAUCAUGAGUGGAGGUUGCGUAGCAGCCUUCUUCAUUUAUGAUGCCACCACAUAUGUUGGAGAGGGCGCGCCGACUGAGCUGUCAGUCUCGGAGCUAGCAUUGAAUCCACGAAGAGGCGGGCCAAAGAAUUUGCCAAUCGCGGAGUACUUUGUGGAUGAUGAGGAGAAUGAAAAGAUGAAAGAGCAGAAACACAAGCCUAAAUUGGUCAUUCUCGGAACAGGCUGGGGGAGCGUGGCUCUCUUGAAGCAGCUGAAUCCAGGUGACUAUCAUGUCACAGUAGUCUCGCCUUCAAAUCACUUCCUGUUCACGCCCAUGCUGCCCUCAGCCACUGUUGGUACCUUGGAGCUCAGAAGUUUGGUUGAGCCCGUACGCAAGAUUGUCAAGCGCGUCAUGGGACACUUCUUGAAAGCUUCUGCUGUGGACGUGGACUUCAGUAAUAAACUCCUCGAACUGGAAGCAGAUGGGCCAAAUGGAAAGGAGCGCUUCUACCUGCCCUAUGAUAAACUGGUACUUGGAGUGGGCUCAGUGACGAAUCCCCACGGCGUGAAGGGUCUCGAGCACUGUCACUUUCUCAAGGAUAUCAGCGAUGCUCGCAAGGUCCGAAACUCAGUCAUUGGCAAUCUGGAGGCCGCCUCUCUGCCGUCCACUACAGAUGAAGAACGACGUAGAUUACUCUCUUUUGUCGUGUCUGGAGGUGGCCCAACUGGAGUUGAGUUUGCUGCGGAGCUCUAUGAUAUGCUCAAUGAAGAUCUCUGCAAGUUCUACCCACGACUACUGCGAAAUGAAAUCUCGGUGCAUGUGAUCCAAUCUCGAGGCCACAUUCUCAAUACCUACGACGAAGCGCUGAGCAAAUAUGCCGAAGAACGACUAGCACACGAUAACGUCGAUGUCCAAACCAACGCGCGUGUCAAAGAAGUGCAGAAGGACAAAAUUCUGUUCACCCAGAAGGAUGCCGAGGGCAAAGUGGUGACCAAGGAAUUGCCAAUGGGUUUCUGUCUCUGGUCGACUGGUGUCUCACAGACGCAACUGGCACAAGAUAUUGCCAAGAAGUUCGACAACCAAAACAAUCGCCACGCGCUGGAAACCGAUACGCAUCUUCGACUACUCGGUGCACCACUUGGUGACGUCUACGCCAUUGGUGACUGCAGUACAGUACAAAACAACGUUUCAGACCACAUUGUCACUUUCCUACGCACGCUUGCGUGGGAGAAGGGCAAGGAUCCAGAGACAAUGAAGAUCACGUAUCCACAGUGGUGUGAGGUUGCUAAACGAGUUAAGGCGCGCUUCCCGCAGGCAAACGAUCAUCUCAAACGGCUGGGGAAGCUCUUCGAGCAAUACGACAAGGACAAGUCUGGCACACUCGAUUUCGGCGAGCUUAGUGAACUUCUGAAGCAAAUCGACAGCAAAUUGACCUCGCUGCCCGCUACUGCACAGCGCGCCAACCAGCAAGGACAGUAUCUCGGACGCAAACUGAACAAAAUGGCACAGGGUGCAGAAGGCAUGUGGCUCAAUGGUGUUGUCGACGGCGAUCUUGACGAUGCUGUAUACAAGCCGUUUGAAUACAAGCACAUGGGCAGUCUUGCGUAUAUCGGAAAUGCUGCUAUCUUCGACUUCAACGGAUUGAGCUUCGGCGGUGGUCUACUUGCUGCAUAUCUGUGGCGUAGCAUCUACUUCGCACAAAGCGUGAGUCUGAGGACGCGAAUGCUGCUUGCCAUGGACUGGAGUAAACGAGCACUUUUUGGAAGAGAUAUGAUGAACUACUGAGCGACACAGCAGCCGAAAAUAGUGAUCACGAGCGAAAUGUACAGUUGAAUAGAUGUCUUACAAAGCGCCGGCGUCCCGGGGUUUCAAUUGUACCAUGCGAAUUUAUCAGAGCUCAGCUUCAGAAAGUCUAAUGGUGUUGGCACAAGAUUGAUUCGAUGCGAAUGCGAGGACCCGCCAAGGAUUACCAAUACCAUUCACGAGCCUUAACAUUCUGUUGCCUGAACAGGAUUCGUUUUGGUUUGUCAACCCGACCCUUCACUUAACGCCACAUUAUCUCUUCUUCACGAAAGUCGUUGCUGCUCACGAGCAGGACUUACGGCCGAGUGGACAUGUUCUCGAUGCCUAGGGGCCAUGGAAUCCUGUAGCGUCAGGGCUUCUAUGACUUGGCUUAGGCAGCGGACUUGGUGCAGAACGUGUGCGGUCCCUUGAGCUUCGGAGACGGAAAUUUUGGUAUCGAAGCGACCAUCUUGGCAUAGUCGGGGAUGUCUACUGAUGUAUGAGCAUGAACUGGGAUUACUGAUCCUCAGCAUUCAUGCUUGAUCAGCUGGACGUCCUGUAACGUGGUCUGAAGUGCAAGGCGAAGACAUUAUAUAUAAAGACAUGAAGCAGGCUUUUGGAUAGAGUCAGCACUCAAAAGCUUCAAACACACGCAGGAAUCACGCAUAUCAUUAUUGACACGC
Messenger RNA from Cercospora beticola, 2919 nucleotides. RefSeq lists its product as uncharacterized. The record is from RefSeq and is a predicted model, not a curated record. Lineage: Eukaryota; Fungi; Ascomycota; Dothideomycetes; Mycosphaerellales; Mycosphaerellaceae. Gene Ontology annotation, molecular function: NADH dehydrogenase activity; calcium ion binding.